AAAUAAGCGAAGCGGCUCCGAACAGGGCGAGGGUAAUUGAACUAAUAAAUCUAGCCGUGUAACUGCGCCCGCUUCAGGAUCAAGCCAAGACCAUUAAACCUUAGCUCAGAUUCCGCUCUGCGUUGCUCUGCCUUCCCGUAUGGGUAUACGGUGUCACUGUGUCCCCUGCCGAAUUUUCACUACUGAAUACUUAUUCACAUACAUCGAUUUCUAUUUUCCUUGUGCGUUCUUAAUGCUCUCUACAAGUUCACUACUCGCAUGCCCUAUAAAACUGUCGUUCAAUACGUGUUAUCGGUUUAACUUGUUUUGGUUUUAACAGCAUUCGAUUUCCUUUCUCCCAUCUUGACCGCGAUAUACUUAUACCUAGUUUUCAUGAAUCACUUGUGGUGUUAUCACCUUUCUUUCGCGGUGGUCGUAUUCUUCGCUUCAAAAGUUAAGGGUAAACCCAUAGAGAUUCACGAUGAUGAUUCAGUAGAUUUGCCAGAAGAUUUCGUGAAAUAUGUUCAGCAGUUAGGAGCCUCAGUGUUUAAAGUUACAGAAAAAUCAUUCGACACACGUGGUAAUCGCGACAAAUUAGUGUUGAAAUCUUCUAAUACUAGCACAGUCCUGGUUAGAAAGAAAAAUGAUCUAAUGGUAAGGAGCACUCAAAAUGCUGCUUUGCGAGAUAUCCUGAUGUUGAAGCUCGUUUCUUACUAUGAAGAUAAGUACAAACUGUCGCGGGUGGACGGGGUUGCAACUACGACACGUACUACCGAGCCUCUAGCGCUGGAGAGACUAUUUGAUAACCCUGAGUUUACUCGUUACUCUAACACCAAACAUAACAACAGGAGAAGCACUGCAACCAAAAGAACAAUUGCUAGACGACGACGAUACCCAAAUGCAAACAGUAGCGGAUCGUCUAGGCUUCCUAUGCCUUCUGAUAUGCAAACGAUGUACGAGAAUGCUGCCGAAGUUGUUGUAAUAUAAGCUACUUAUUGAAAUUCUUACAUUUUUAAAUGGGUCUCCUCAAGGAUAUUCAAGAAAUGAGCAAAUUAAUAAAAAUGAAAACUUUAAAAUAAUACUGUUUUGCCGAGCUAAAAAAAAUCACU
This is a messenger RNA of Hyposmocoma kahamanoa, 1088 nucleotides long. RefSeq lists its product as uncharacterized. NCBI's taxonomy places the organism in Eukaryota, Metazoa, Arthropoda, Insecta, Lepidoptera, Cosmopterigidae. The record is from RefSeq and is a predicted model, not a curated record. The transcript is spliced from 4 exons. The coding region runs from base 373 to 966 and encodes 197 amino acids.